GAUAUUAUCAUUGCUCUCCUCUCUUCUCAUAACUUCAUCAACUCGAAAGAUGUCCUUAGUCCGCCCCUUGUUCGUGGUCGCCGGUAUCGGCAAUGGCACCGGCACCGGAGCUGCAACCGCCCGUCUCUUCGCCAAAUCUGGCUACAGGGUCGCUCUUAUCUCUCGAGGACCAGAUUACCUCAAUAAACUCGCUACAGAGAUCAGCCAAGCAGGCGGAGAGGCUGCAGCAUUCCCUCUCAAUGACUACACCACCGCAUCUAUCAAGUCAGCAUUCGUUGCCCUCAAGUCUCACUGGCCAUCAUCCCCUCUCCGCGUCGCAGUCUUCAACGCGGGCUACGGCGUCUGGAAGCCAUUCCUUGAUAUCACGGAAGACGAAGUUCGUGAGUCAAUCGACACUAACAUUCUAGCGGCUCUUGCCUUUGCACGCGAGGCCCUUCUUGAGUUCACAAAGCUCGAGCUUGAGACCGCGAAUGAGGGCGGAGUUGCUGGCAAUGCUCGUAAAAGGGGCACCCUUAUUUUCACCGGCGCAACGGCUUCUGUUCGAGGCAACGUCCUGACCUCUGCAUUUUCUGCGAGCAAAUUUGGGAUAAGGGCUUUGUCGCAGAGCUUAGCUAAGGAGUUCGCCAAGAAGAAUAUACAUGUGGCUCAGAGUAUUAUUGAUGGCACCAUCAUCACUGACCGCACUAAAUCUCGCCACAACAACCCUUCUUGGGAGGCUGAUCAGGAUGUUCGACUUGAUCCUGAUUCUAUUGCCAAGUCGUACUUGCACCUCGUCGAACAAGAUAGUUCAGCCUGGACUUGGGAAAUUGACCUGCGUCCUGCUCACGAAAAGUGGUGAGCAACUCGACCACCAAGUUUUGGUUUGGAGUCAAAGCGCAAUCUGCAUUUGUAAGUCUUGCUAUGUAUGUAGUUAUGUUGUUGAUGUCUAUAUGCGCCUUGUUUUCAUUUUUCACGUCCUGUUGUUCUUUCGCUCCUCAAAAACAUCUUUCACCUGCAGUAUUUUCAAUCAAUCGUGUGAAUCUCUCGUUCGUGUUGAAGCUUUUGACUUGGUAAGCGUACGUGUCCUUGCUUUCAACUACUAUCUCUGGCCCGGUGUUGCAAAUCGCGAUGUAGCACACUCAUAUUUCACUCAUUUCCUUUGCACAUUGAUUCUAGAGGAUGAUUGAUUCAUAGCUUACUAUUUGUAUUUUUUAUUCCACCAAAAAUGGAC
Messenger RNA from Suillus discolor, 1210 nucleotides. RefSeq lists its product as uncharacterized. NCBI's taxonomy places the organism in Eukaryota, Fungi, Basidiomycota, Agaricomycetes, Boletales, Suillaceae. The record is from RefSeq and is a predicted model, not a curated record. The coding region runs from base 50 to 838 and encodes 262 amino acids. The transcript has 8 exons.